Trichobilharzia regenti is the source of this 3399-nucleotide messenger RNA. NCBI's taxonomy places the organism in Eukaryota, Metazoa, Platyhelminthes, Trematoda, Strigeidida, Schistosomatidae. The record is from the annotation of a GenBank genome assembly.
AUGCAUAAAUUUACUUUUCGUUUUCCGUCAAGAUUCCAAAAAUAUUUCAAUGGUCCUAAAAAACUGAUGUUUGUUACAAAUGUCCCAAAGAAGGUGUUUAAAUUUCGACCAAUUUGGGCGACAUGUGGCCUAUUUAGUGCAUAUUUUGGCUUUUUAUUCCUUACCGACACAGAAGAUACACCAGAAUACUAUCCGCGUUAUUUCAGCGCAACUAUCCUACGAUAUUUCCCGUUGAAUGGUCUAUCUAAAGUUUGGGGUCGAAUUGCUCAAUGUUAUAUUCCAGAGCCAUUAAGACCUAUUGUUUAUCAUUCAUAUGCUAAAUUUUUCCAAUGUGAUUUAAAUGAAGUGGAAAAUCCUAAUUUAAAAAGUUAUUCGUGUUUAUCAGAAUUUUUUAUCCGUAAAAUUUCUGCAGAGAAAAGACCUAUACACCAAACAGCAACUUUAGUUAGUCCUGUCGACGGUAAAAUACUCCACUGUGGUGUAAUUGAUCCCCGUAGACCAGUGUUGGAACAAAUCAAAGGUGUACAUUAUUCACUUGAUGAAUUUCUUGGCCCGAUUGUCCAGUUAAAUAAUAAUUCUAACCCACAAAAGACGGAUAGUACACUUUACCAAUGUGUUAUUUAUCUAGCUCCUGGUGAUUAUCAUCGUUUUCAUAGUCCUGUGGAUUGGAUGCCUACAGUUAGACGACAUUUUCCAGGUAGACUGCUAUCAGUUCGUCCUAAUCUUGCUGGCCGCUUGCCCGGUUUAUAUGCAAUCAAUGAACGUGUAGUUUACCUCGGUGAAUGGAAUCACGGGUUAAUGUCAUUCACAGCUGUCGGGGCAUUUGGCGUUGGAAAUAUUCGUGUCAAUAUUGAUCCUACACUGAGUACAAAUAAAAAGCAGCAUAAUCCACUGCGUUAUCGUUUUACAAAUCUUGUGAGAACAAUAAACCAAGAAUAUAAUCCACCAUAUUUAGAGGCAAUAUUUACAAAUAAUAAUGAUAACAAUAAUGAUAAUAAUAAUUAUAGUGUGAAAUUGAACAAGGGCGAUGAAUUAGGUCAUUUCUGUUUAGGUUCUACAGUUGUCCUGAUAUUUGAAGCGCCUAAAAAUCAAUUGAAAUGGUGUGUUACACCUGGUCAACGUGUUAAACUUGUAACUUCCUCACAUGGCAAUUUCGACUUUAGCGUCAUACUGAGCAGGAUGGAUGCUACUGAAUCGAAUGGCAAUUGUCAACUUGCUAUCACUUCACCUAUACCUUCAACACGUCAACGUUACGGCUUAUAUUUACCACCGCCAACUCCAUCGCCUGAGUUAACUCCUUUAACUAGUCCAAUAAUAACUGAUAAUAGUUCAACACCUACUACACUUGUCGAUUCUAAACAAAAUACUCUUCCGAUAACGCAAGAAAGACGUGAAACACCUGAAGGCUUUGUACUGCCUUAUAAUACAGAGAAUAGCACAAGUCGAACAAACUCAUCAAGUGAAGCAGAGACGUCGUUUCUCUCACCAACUCCGAAUAAAUCGUAUGUCUUUAGAAAAACACUUACAUCAGACAACAGUAUAAGAAAUGUCAAAUCAUCUAUUGACUUGAUGAAUGAUAUCAAUGAGGAGAAUUUAAUGUCUCACAGAUCAAAAUGUUUCACUCCUGAGGUGCAUAUAUCACCAACUUUAGCCUCGUCCAGUGUCUCCAACUCAGUGAAAAAUACCACCAUUAAUGGAACAUUAGAAUCUUUUAGUAAAAGUCAACAAAAAUCAAUCACUACGAGUGACUUUGAUACAGUAGUAGUAGUUCAAGAAAAUCCUGAUGUUCUCAAAUGGGAUUAUGCUGGUGAUUUAGCCUCAAAUCGAUUAGAUAUUUCAAGAAUCAAUUCACAAUUGAAUAUUGCUUCUUCUACUUCUACUUCUAAUUGUUGUUCUUCUUCUCGUCCAAUCAAUAUGCCUAUUGAUUUUAUCGAUUAUGAUGCGAGUGUUGCAUUGACAUGGCCAUCUUCUGGUGUUCAUCUGUCACCGCCAUCAAGAUAUGGUUAUCUAUUUCACAAGAAGUAUAAUUUCAACAGAACAUUGAAUCAGAAUAAUUUGUGUAAUUAUUUUUUAAGAAAAAAUCGAUAUGGAAUAAAAAUUGAAACUGGCCUAUCCACAUCUGCCUUGUCUGCUGGUGUAUUAAAUCAAGGUUCAUUUAUAUCUAGUCCAGAUCCUGAAGAUGAUGAUGGAGCGGUGUACAAUUCAUUACCUUUACAUUCCGGUGAUAAUUCUCUUAGCCCAUAUAAAUAUCGCAAUCGCCAGCAUCAUGGUUAUCAACAGGAAUAUUGUCGUCACCAUCAUUACAGUCAGUCACCAAUUAAUUUUCACGACACAUUAGAUGAUGAAUUAGAAAGUGAUGAAAAUUCACAAAAACUUACCUCGAAAACAAGUAACAGUAAUGACCAGCAGCAGCACCACCACCACCAGGAACAUCAGGAAGAAGAAGAAGAUAAAGAAGGAACUGACAACGACAACGAUGAUAAGACGAAUAAUUGUGAUGAAAUGAAAUAUGAAUUACCCACCGAGAAUACAGUGAAUGUCACUUUAAAUCAAAUAUGUUUAAAUACAAGUCAGUCGGUGACAGAGUUACAACAUUUUGCCAAUCGUGUUUUAAAGGCGACUGAAGCUGCAGAAGAACAACUUAGGCAACGAAUAAAUCAUUUAUCCGCUGUUAUGGAUAAAACUGUCAGCGAUGAAAGGCUAAUGGAUGCACCACCGGAACCACGAGCUCGAACAUCAUUGGCAUGUCAGUCAAUUGGGUGUACUGAUGCGUAUCAAUCUCUCCAGAGGGAGGAUAAUAAACAAGAGGAUACCUUAAUCCUGCAAUCUUCAACAAAAAUCAAUCAUCCAAUUACAAACGAUACAAAUAAUGAAAUUUACUAUGACAACAAUGAAAAGAAUUUACGGAUUCUACAGUCAGGACUGCAGCAACAACAACAAGAAGAAGAAGAACAUCAAUCCGAAGAAGACCAACAACAACAACAAAAUGAUUUGUCUUCAUUAUGGACAACCUCUAUAUCAGAUAGAACAGACGACGCCAGCAAUUCCUUUGCGUAUAUAAAUGAUGAUGUUCACAUGAAAGAUGUGUCAAAACAACAACAACAACAAUCAUUGAUAUAUUCAACAGAUUUACCACAAUUACUUCUUGAUGAUAGUGGUGGUGAAACUGAAACGGUAUCCUAUCUAACUCCUCCAGAAGAUGCACAACAUAUUAAGGAGGGUAUUCAAACACCUAGACAAGAUCCAAAUAAUUAUUCAGCUAUGACAACAGUAACUCCAAUGAAUGAGAAUCUCCAUUGUGAAACAGGCGGUUAUGUUGUUGGAGUGGAAAGUUGUCGAAGCAGUAUUAUUGUGGAUGGGAAUUUGGGUAAAUUAUGUUUACACAUAUAUGAAUGUUGA